Molecule: messenger RNA, 1455 nt
Organism: Spodoptera littoralis (African cotton leafworm)
Lineage: Eukaryota; Metazoa; Arthropoda; Insecta; Lepidoptera; Noctuidae
Source: the annotation of a GenBank genome assembly
AUGUGUAGCACGCAGCGCGCGCGGGUGUCGAGGAUGCACCUGACGGGCGCCAGCAGCGGCGCGGUGUCGCCUGACACCAGCUCCACGCUGCUGCACGAGACCUACACGAAGAUGACAUCCGAUAUCCUCGCGGAACGAACACUUGGCGACUUCUUAUCUGAACAUCCAGGGGAGUUGGUGCGAACGGGCAGCCCUCACUUCGUGUGUACUGUGUUACCUCCUCAUUGGCGAUCAAACAAAACUCUGCCCGUGGCGUUCAAAGUGGUUGCUCUAGGUGACGUGGGGGACGGAACGCUGGUGACGGUCAGAGCUGGUAACGACGAGAACUGCUGCGCUGAACUGAGGAACAGUUCGGCAGUGAUGAAGAACCAGGUCGCCAAGUUCAACGAUUUGAGAUUCGUCGGCCGCAGCGGUCGCGGUAAAUCGUUCACACUUACGAUAACUGUAUCGACGACGCCGCCUCAAGUGACGACUUACAACAAAGCGAUCAAAGUGACGGUGGACGGUCCAAGGGAACCUCGAUCUAAAACCAUGCUCUCACUCCUAGGACAGCAGCAGCAGUUCCACUUCGCAUUCGGACAGAGGCCGUUCCCGUUUCCCCCCGACCCUCUGGGAGGGUUCCGAAUGCCACCCAUCACUACAUGCCAGAAUAUGAGUCAAUUCGGUCUAAGUUCGAGUAACUCGCACUGGGGAUACGGCGGUGCAGGCGCAUACCCAGCGUACCUCCCGUCCUGUGCAGCGCCAGCAGCAUCACAGUUCAACCCCCCAGCGCUGGGCUUCGCUGGUACUGUUCCUGAUCAGACGCCUACGCAAGAUUUUACUGCUAAUAAUACAGUUCUACCAGACACGACAGGCGUCGACCUAGACCAGCAACUAUCGGGCCUCGUCGGCUCCUCCCCGUCACACCACGGCAGCCUCCUACCUCGCUACAACAACAACACCGACUACAGUCUCUCGACGGGCCCUCGGUCACUUAGCGACAACAGUUCACAGCCCGAGUCACCCGUACAGGACGAUUUACUCACUUCAAACACAUCGACAAACAUCGGCCACAAUCACACAAACAGCUCAAACUUCCCCUCGUUAAUGGGAUCACAGAACACUUCGUAUGGCGGCAGCAACUGUAACAACUCGUUAUACCCCGUCCUCCCAGCCAGCUUAUUGUACAGCCAGUUGUAUACCGCCGCCAACCAGACGCACAACUUCCACCCGUUGCACUCCAACUCGAUACACUCGACGCAAAAUCACCAUAACGAGCUUCAAACUAUGAUGGACCAGAUAUCAUCCACCACGAACAAUCACAGACAACACGGCAAUCAUGGACAAGACCUGCUCCUGGGUGGAGGGAACUCCUGUGCGGCGGCGGCGGCUAGGGGUGAGGACGGACGGGUGAAUAAUCUCGGACAAAGAGGUAAUCCGCAGCCAGACAGUAACACGGUGUGGCGACCCUACUAA